This is a messenger RNA of Priapulus caudatus, 1173 nucleotides long. RefSeq names its product ribose-phosphate pyrophosphokinase 4-like. The coding region runs from base 134 to 1129 and encodes 331 amino acids. NCBI's taxonomy places the organism in Eukaryota, Metazoa, Priapulida, Priapulimorpha, Priapulimorphida, Priapulidae. The transcript is spliced from 9 exons. Gene Ontology annotation, biological process: 5-phosphoribose 1-diphosphate biosynthetic process; purine nucleotide biosynthetic process. The record is from RefSeq and is a predicted model, not a curated record. Gene Ontology annotation, cellular component: ribose phosphate diphosphokinase complex; cytoplasm. Gene Ontology annotation, molecular function: ribose phosphate diphosphokinase activity; magnesium ion binding.
CAAGUGUAGAAUUAUAAGUGUAGAGACUAGAGUUUUGUUAUGUUUAGUUAUAUUAGGCUCGUUAUUAAUAGUAUUAGUGUAUGCAAACUUGCCUCGUAAAUAAACAAAGUGACGAAAUUACAAAUAAAGUAUCAUGACACCAAGUGGUAGAGAAGAAGUUUGGUUAAUGUCUCACUCGUCCAUGGAUAACAUGGCUGAAAGAAUUGUGCAAUUAUGUGAACUUUCCAAGGAAAAGAAUCCGCCAAGCAAGAGGAGGUGUGCUCUGUUCAAGAAGAACAUUCAGUGGGAUCAUUUCAAAGAUGGCUUUCCUAACAUCUUCAUUGAUGAUGUCAAGGAUAUGGCUGGCAAAGAUGUGAUAUUUCUGGCAAGUUUCCACACGCCAGCUGUAAUAUUUGAGCAACUGUCUGUUCUCUAUGCAAUACCAAGGUACCUUGCCCGAUCUUUCCAUAUCAUAUUACCUUAUUUUGCAACUGGGACAAUGGAAAAAAUUGAUAAAGAAGGUCAAGUUGUAACAGCCAAGACCCUAGCUACUCUGCUGUCAGCUGUGCCGUUGACGGCACGCGGUCCAGCACAGAUCCUCAUGUUUGACAUACAUGCCCUGCAGGAAAGAUUCUACUUUGGUGACAAUGUCAUACCAAGGCUUGUGUCGGCGAUUCCUCUGAUAAAACGUGAACUGGAGAAUCUUGAGCAGGAGAGCUGGUGUGUAGUUUUCCCUGAUGAUGGUGCUUUCAAGAGGUUUGGCUCCUUCUUUCCCGACAACACUGUUGUUACCUGUUCAAGGUUAAGUGAGGGUGCACAUAAAAUCAUUCGAAUCAGGGGAGGUAAGCCUGCUGGAAAACAUGCCGUGAUUAUUGAUGAUCUUGUUCACACUGGAAACACACUAGUAGAGUGUGCAAAGACUCUGCUCUGUAGUGGAGCUGUUGCAGUGAGUGCCUAUGCUACACACGCGAUGUUCACCCUGGAGUCCUGGCGUAGGUUUGUAGAGGGAGAUGUACAGUUUGCCAACUUUUGGAUCACCGAUUCUGUCCCACAGGCACAAGAAAUCAGCCAACAUCCUCCAUUUAAACUGUUGUCCUUAGUAGAGGUGAUUGCAGAGGUAAUGUUAGGUUAUGACCUAAUGCAGUACUAACUGUACUGGUUAAUAUACGUUCACCCAGCUUCUAAAAUAUAUAU